This is a messenger RNA of Diuraphis noxia (Russian wheat aphid), 2252 nucleotides long. RefSeq lists its product as uncharacterized. Gene Ontology annotation, molecular function: protein binding. The record is from RefSeq and is a predicted model, not a curated record. Lineage: Eukaryota; Metazoa; Arthropoda; Insecta; Hemiptera; Aphididae.
UGCAAGUGUCCGGCAGGAUAUACAGGAGACAAUUGCACCACAGAAUGUAAAAAUGGUACGUAUGGCGUAAAUUGCGAACAACAAUGUUCAGAGAGAUGUAUAUCGAAGUCAUGUGACGGUUACACUGGUGUUUGCGACAAAGGAUGUACGGAAAAUUACAUUGCUCCAGAUUGCAAAGAAAAGUAUCCGUGGCUGAUAUCACCGCCAGAACUGGAAUCCUCUGAUUUUAAUUCAAUAAAAUUGAAAAUUGAUUUUAAUUCAGAAAAUAUAGAAGGCAGUAGCAAGGUCAACUCUCUCUAUUACCAAAUCAUAUUUAAGGCCACUUUAAAUGAAUCAGAAUUUCAAUACUUGGAAAUAAAAGAACUACUACAACGAGAACCCAAAAUAGAAACCAUAAGCAAACUCAAAUCGGGAAUAUCGUACUCUUUCGGCGUGAUUUUAGUAUCAGAAGACGGAAAUUACAAUAUAGAAGAUAUUAAAAUAGCCAAUUACUCGACGAAGUGCCUAAUUCCAAGAAAUAUUAAUUAUGAUGUCAAUUUAUUGAGUGGAACAAACUACAUAAAUGUUACUUGGAAUAAGAUUAACAAUCAAAAUGAAAAGGACUGUAAAAUAACUGAAUACCUGUUAAAACUGAUGUUUAAUAACACCGAUACACAGCAAAAAAGUUAUUCAGAAGAAGUAAAAUCUAAUAAUAAUAAUGGACAUAUUUUUGAAAAUCUACUAUCUGGUGAAAAAUAUGCAGUUCAAGUAACAGCAAUAUGGGCUACGGGUCAAGCUACACCAUCACAAAUAUCAUAUAUUUACACUGAACUAUAUGGAUUUGUCCAAAUAAAAAAUAUAAAAGCAAAAAUAAAUCAGAGUUCUUCACUGUUAAUAACGUGGGAUGUUGAUGAAAAAUAUGUAAAUACGCCGUUGAAUUAUGUAAUCAAAUACAAGGUCAAUAAACAUUUUAGUUGUUCAAACGAAGUCCUUACAAACAAAUGGACAUCGUUGUUARWUUACAAUCAAACAAAACGCGAAAUUUGGGAUAUUAUACCAAACACACAGUAUGUUAUAAAAGUUGACCCCAUAAUUGAAGGACAUACUUACAACGACUACAUUAAUAUAGUUUUUGUAAAAACACCUAUUUCUAAUMCGAAAUUAACACCUGUAAUUAACGAUGCAAAUGGUUCAUUUGUCACCAAUCAAAGCGCAUACUUCAAUUGGAGGAUAAACAAGACAGAGUGUACUAAAUUAAAUGGUUUCUUUCGAGGAUACCAGGUCAUACUUAGAGAUAUUGCUGAAAGCACGCAAGUAGAAACCUCGACUGAACAAGACACGGUGAACUACGACGGAUUAAAACCCGACACCAAAUACGAACUGCAAUUAUACGUACUGACGAAUUAUGGAUACAACUCCGAACAAGGAUUGUUGAUACCGUUCAAAACCAAAACUAAAUUUUUAGAACCAGUGGAUGAAUUAAUAGUUUACAAGAAAAACUUGAAACGCAAAUUAAUUGGAAUCAGAUGGAGUUUCCCUGAUGAAAACAUCUUCAACGGUUUUAUCAUCAGCGCAAUCGACGAGAAUAUGAAUAACACAAAGCAAAUUACUAUAGAACCCCAAAGAUGCAUUGCUUGGCCAAAACUAUACUGCACUACCUUUGAAAGCCUUAUACCAAACCACCAAUAUACCAUAAAAAUAAAAGCCAAGUCGGAAGACUAUCCUACAGGCGGUAUGGCGGCAUCAGUCGUCAGCAAUUUUAAUGACGGAUUUGCUGAUAAACCGGAAAAUCUCAGGACAACAGACGUAGGCUCUACGUAUAUAUCAGUGGAAUGGGACAUUCCAUGGAUAUUUAACGGUGUGCUGAAAUCGUUCAUAGUAAGCACUGAAGAGAUUUCAUCUAAAGACAUCGAAAAAUGCUGCGACAGCAAACCCGACACAGAGAUUCCGAUAACAGAAGAACUCCCAUCUUAUAAUUACACAAUAAACGACUUGAAGCCCGGUUCCACUUAUUCGAUCGGUAUUUUAUCGAAGACUUCAUCAUAUGGUCAAACUAAUAGGAUACAUGUGACGACUUUAUUCACUCCCGCGGUCACUGAAAAAGUUGAAAAUGAUCCGCUUUUAACUCUUGUGACGCAGACGCCAUACGAAUAUACAAAUUAGUUUCCAAAAUUGGCUCUGUGAAACUGUAGUAACGUAGAAUAUCAUUGCACCUUAGAAAUUCAAACUGUAUAAUACUAUAAUACAUAAAUACAUAAUAUAAAUUACAAGUA